Molecule: messenger RNA, 3897 nt
Organism: Sphaerulina musiva SO2202
Lineage: Eukaryota; Fungi; Ascomycota; Dothideomycetes; Mycosphaerellales; Mycosphaerellaceae
Exons: 3
Coding region: 1-3897 (1298 amino acids)
Molecular function (GO): protein binding
Source: RefSeq, a predicted model, not a curated record
AUGGAGCCCACCCAGACCACCACCGUCAACAACAAGCGGCUGACCCUCGUCGUCAACGCGCCCGCAAAGGAACAAGUGCCUAAUCGAGCGAGAUGGACCAUUCAGUACGAGUUCAAGCUCUGGCGAUUCGGAGCCUACCAAGAAGUUCAGACCUUUGAGAUUGGACCCGAUGCUGUGCCUUUUACACUCCACACCAACCUCCUGCGAGAGCGAUGUCCAGCCUUCCACGAUGCACUGCUUCAAGUCCGCGAUACACCAGGAGCUCCCGCGACUCUCGACCUGGCCUCGGAUCUCCUGGGCGACAUCAGUCCAUGUCCCGUGGAUCGUCCAUUUGACCUCCGCUCGCUCAGUCUCGGCCUAUUCCGCGUCUUCUCUGCGUGGUUGUAUACUGGCCAACUCGUUCUGCCCGACGAACAUGCCCCCCGACCUCGUCCAACGACCCGUCUGGUCGCCAAGGCAGCGCACAAGACGGUCGAGCCCGUCGGCUCGUGGCGAGAUGAGGACCUGAUUGAUGUCUACAUGUUCGCGUCACGGCACGAGAUAUGGGAGCUCGCCAACCUCGCCAUCACUCGGUUGUGGACGCAGAAUGACAAACACUGUCGAACCACUGCUCUCUCUGCCAUCGAAAAGGUCUUUGCCGCCGGGUGCUUCGGAUGGGACGAUACACUGGGUGGAUCUGGGCCCAGUCAAAAGCCCUAUCUGAUGCGCCUACAAGACUAUCUUUUGUUCGAGGGGGCUCAACGCUUGGACGACAUUAAGGACUCCUGGCUUGAUCUCAUGCUGACGGCUCACCUGUAUCCGCCUCCGUACAAUCGAGCUCUACAUACUCGAUAUCACGAACCGCCUCGAACCAUUGUCACAAGUCAUGACCGACACUCUCCUCGUCCUUAUUGGCAAACCAAUCCGUGCCAUUUCCACUGCCAUCUCAGCAAAGCAGACCAGCAAGUUUGCAGUGUGCGGCUUACGAGAGCGAUUGAUACCGCCGGCGAGCGAUCAAUACAUCCACCGCAGCCUGUGGUGGGACCUACUAUACACAGACUACUUCGCGGGACAUGUACAGUUCUGUUGGGCCGUGGCCAAGUGCCCUUUACUCUACACAAAGAGCUGGCAUGCUACCAUUCGGGCUUUUUCUGGGAGACCUUUGGAGACGCCUGGCAUGGUCCUCCUCACGAUCGAGUGGUCCUACUAGAUGAGCAGCCGAGAGACUUUGCGCUCUUCGCUUCCUGGCUCUAUUCUGCGGAGAUUUGUCUGCCGACAAUACAGGAAGAACGAAUGGAAGAACGAAUGGGUGACAUCCUGAUUGCUCAUCCCCGAACGCCUGUCGAAAGGGAGAAGGUAAAAGGGAGGGUGGUGGGAGUGACGACAACUCCACGAGGCGUACCGCGAUCUCCCAAGGGCAAGGAGCGACAACGCAGCAGUACUGAAGAAGAGUGCUGCACUCGCGACUCGGGUAUUGAUGUCUCUACAGAUUCCGACGACGUCUCGAGUCAGACCAAAGCAGACAGCACUACAGACACUGAAGAAGACGUUGAUGAUGAUGAUGACGAAGAUGACGAAGAUGACGACGACGACGACGACGAAGACGACGAUGAUGACGAUGACGAGGAAAUGGACGACGAGAACGACAACAACGAGGCUGCUGGCGCCAAUGAAAUCACUCCAGCAACCUGCGCCCGCGAACCAGAAGCAGAACAAGAGACCAAUGAAGCUCGAUUUCUGGUGAGGAAGCAUCAACAGGACCUGAUCCACCUGUACGCCUUUGCGACCCGGAUGAAGAUCCCCAGUCUUCGUAAUGCCAUCAUGGACAAGUUCGUGGAGCAACGUGAAAGUGGCCAUCCGUACGCCAGCUCACUGCCAGAUAAUCUCCGUCUGGCGUACGAGCUCAAUCUCCCCAAAUCUCCACUGUGCAGUUAUCUCAUCCAGGAAGCGGCUUUCACGUUCCGAGGGCUUCCUCGCGAUCGAAGCGGGUAUGCGCAACUUUUGCCGCCUCAAUUUUUACACGACUUGCUGGAAUACCAGUUUACGAAAGGAAUUUUUCCCAAGCUACGAGAGCAGACUCCUAGUUGGCGCUUGAACCUCUGCGAGUUCCAUGAGCACGCUACCGCGCACGAUGCCGCCGCUUGCACCGCCAGGAACGUCCAGUGGCAAGAAGCGUUGAGGAAAAAGGGGAGCACGUGGGAGCCUCUCAAGAAGGAAUUCCAAACUCCCGAACGGAGUGGCAAUGGUGUGGAAGCAAGGAAUAGCAAAGGGCAAGCCCCAGACGGUUCUCGACUGAACAGCACUCCUGUACCAAAGACCACACCUACACGUUCCUCGUCUGCACGCCAAGCUGCCACCAGGUCGCCAGCAACAAGCUCAUCACUAGACUCGCCUCCCAUGAUGCAUCGAAGUCCGCCCAGCUGUCCGCUACCUAUUCCCAAUCGCAACAUCAACAGGAGCACCACUAGCAUUGCGUCCACCUUGUCCUCGAUGUCAGUGAUGGAAAUGACCUCCCCGACUGCUCCCACUCGACCUACCCUUCCGCAUCGCGAUAGCAACCAAAGUGUCCGAAGCGUGACAUCGACUGUGUCGUCGCAGUCAAGAACAUCUAUGCAGCAACCCAAUACCAUCUCUGGUAGCGGUCUCGGAGAGCUCGCCAAUGGUCGAUUCGAACGUACACCGAUCCCAAGGAGUCGUGUUUCCUUUUCACGCCCCCGUGGUCCCGCUAGCCCAGAAUCUUCGACCAUGUUCGCCAGACCACUGCCAAGUCCCGGGAUUGUUGAUGAUGCGAGCAGAGCGAGUGUGGCGUCUGUUUUAUCAGGAAUAUCAGUAGAUGAAAUCCAAAUCGUGCCGCAAGUGGGUAAGUGGGUUUCAGGAGAAGGUGAAUCGAAGCAGCCCGACCCGUUCACGCACGAGGGUCCUAGUAUCAGGGCUCGUCCUCAUUCCAUCGCAUCUGAAGGUGGCACGAUUACUCCACCAUCGAUUUCCACCAAGGAUACCCAAGAAAAGUCCGCUCCUCCGCGGAAAGCUCCUCCUCCCAUUCCGAAAAAGCCACCAUACGAGGAUUUGCUGGCCUUGCAACGGGAUUUGCCACCGAUUGUAGCCAUGCGCGGCAGUGCACCGGUGAUGAGGAAUAGCAUGUUCGGGGACAUUUCCUGCCAUGUACCACCAGCACCCUCACGGCAAAAGUCGCAACCUCCUCCUUCCCCAUCUCCGUCCGGUCCGACAUUCCUCAAUGCCACUACCAUCACCACCACCAUUACCGCGGAUAACGCCAAAGCCGGCAAUGCCAGCGGAACACGUCGAAGAAGACCCGGCAUUGACGUAUUUGAAUACCUCUCUUAUCAAAACUCCAGCAGCAGCAGCAACAACAACAAACCCGACCCGGCUAGCACAUCCAUCACGACCACUACAUCCAUUACCACCACGACCAAUUCCUCCUCUUCCUCCGGAGGAGGCGGAGGUUCCCAACAACAACAACAAAAUUUCCCUCCUUCCCCUCCCCCACCACCUCAUCCAACCACAAUUCCUCAACCGAAAGUCCUCAUCGGAAACGUCUGUGGUGAAGAAGCUCCCCCUUCUUUCUCCUCCUCCUCCUCUUCAUCUUCCUCUUCCUCCGCAGUUCCCGAAAAAGCCAAAGCAGUACAUUUCAGUCGCUAUCGCGUCGCGGCCCGCGUAAGUCGCUUGACAACGCAUAUGACGGGUCGUUCUUCUUCGGCUUCUGCUGCUGCUGCUGCUGCUGCUGCGAGGGACGGGAUGAGAGGGACUAUUCAGACUGUUGUGGAAGAAGAGGAGAAUGGUGGGAGUGGGAGUGGGGGGUCGAAGAAAAUGGAAGGUCAGCAGACAAAGGGAAAAACGAGUAAGUUACUUGAGGUGGGAGAUGUGUUGAGUCCGGAGGGGAUGAAGAUUUUACUUUGA